Rhodamnia argentea is the source of this 1442-nucleotide messenger RNA. Its product is annotated as glucan endo-1,3-beta-glucosidase. Lineage: Eukaryota; Viridiplantae; Streptophyta; Magnoliopsida; Myrtales; Myrtaceae. Bases 1 to 1368 code for a protein of 455 amino acids. Gene Ontology annotation, molecular function: hydrolase activity, hydrolyzing O-glycosyl compounds. The transcript has 4 exons. Gene Ontology annotation, cellular component: plasma membrane. Gene Ontology annotation, biological process: carbohydrate metabolic process. The record is from RefSeq and is a predicted model, not a curated record.
AUGGCCACCCACCGCCGCCUCCUCCUCCUAACCGCCGCCCUCCUCCACCUCCUCGCCGCUGCGUCUGCCAUCGGCAUCAACUACGGCACCCUCGGCAACAACCUCCCGCCCCCUGCCCAGGUGGCCAACUUCAUAAAGACCCAGACCAUCAUCGACCGGGUCAAGAUCUUCGACACCAACCCGGACAUCCUGCGCGCCUUCGCCAACACCGGGAUUGCUGUGACCGUCACAGCCGGGAACGGCGACAUCCCAGCCCUCACCCAGCUUGCCUUCGCCCGCCAAUGGGUCGCCAUAAACAUCGCACCGUUCUACCCUCAGACCAGGAUCAUCCGCAUCCUCGUCGGGAACGAGAUUCUCCACUGGGGGGAUAAGCGCCUCGUCAUCAACCUCCUUCCCGCCAUGAGGACCCUCCACAAUGCUCUUGUUCUUGCCGGUUUCAGGGGCAUUCAGGUAUCGACCGCCCACUCCCUCGGUAUCCUCGAGGUGUCCGAGCCACCGAGCCUAGGACGGUUCAGGCCCGCGUACACCCGGAUCCUCGUGCCGAUGCUCAAGUUCCUCCGAGAUACCAAAUCGGCCUUCCUUGUCAAUCCCUACCCUUAUUUCGGCUACUCCCCUCAGAAGAAUAACUACGCCCUCUUCAAGCCCAACCGAGGCAUCUACGACAAGUUCACCCGCAUCACCUACACCAACAUGUUUGACGGCCUGCUCGAUGCUGUCUACUCGGCGAUGAAAGCCACAGGCUACGGCGACGUGCCAAUCGUCGCGGCGGAGACUGGGUGGCCCUCCCUUGGCGGCCCUGGUGAGCCUGCCCCGACCCUCGCAAAUGCAAUGUCGUACAACGGGAACCUGUUGAGGCAUGCCUCGUCACGCCGAGGGACGCCCCUGAUGCCGAACCGCCGGAUUGAAACUUACAUCUUCGCCUUGUUCAAUGAGAACCAAAAACCGGGCCCGAUCGCUGAGAGGAACUUUGGGUUGUUCUGGCCAGACUUCUCGCCGGUCUACAAGAUCGAAAUCUUGCGUAGUGAAAGGCAACAACGCGGGGCGAGAGGUAGGCCCAGGACCCCCGUGGGCAGGGCUAGGAGGGCGCCGCGCAGGGGCGGCGGCAAGCAGUGGUGCAUGCCGAAGCAAGGUGUGAGCGAUCAGGCGUUGCAGGCCAACAUAGACUACGUGUGCAGCGUCGGUGUCGACUGCCGGCCCAUUCAGGGCGGUGGCCCAUGCUUCGAGCCCAACAAUGUCAGGGCCCACGCUUCUUACGUCAUGAACUCUUUCUACCAGACCAAGGGUCACCAGGCGUACAACUGCGAUUUCUCCGGCACUGGCGUGUUGACCUCGGUCAACCCAAGUCAUGGUGCAUGCAGGUACAUAUGAGAAAUCGGAAGUGUGGAGACGACGGCAAGACUUGCCAGAAACUGCGAGGGCCGUCUUGCCGACCUUGUAAUGCC